AUGGACCCACGCUCGAUGGGGAUGGCGGGCGGCAUGUCCAUGCCCAUGUCCAUGGGAAUGGCCGGCGGCAACCCGCAGUCUAUGGCCAUGAACAUGUACGGCCAGCCACCGCCGCCGCAGCCACCGCCGCCUCAGCAGCAGCAAAUGAUGAUGAACUCAAUGGGCCAGCAGCAGAACCCCAUGGCCAUGAACCCGAUGAACCCCGCGGCUGUCGUGAGUAGCAGCUCAGCGGGCGCUGAUUGGCGCAUCCAGCUGACCCGAGAACAUCGCGCCAAUCUCAUUGCCAAGAUCUACAAUGAGAUGGUGCGCGUGUCGGCCGAUCCUGUGCCAGGGAUCAAGCUCUGGAUGAACGUGUCGUGGUACGAGCUGUCGCUGUACAAGGAGUCGCCGACGCAGGAGUUUUACAUUAACAAGAUCUUCACGCGACUCAAGUCGCUGCGGGCGCAGCAGUCGGACAUGAACGCUGCCAUGGCGGCUCAGGGACUGCCGAAUCAGGGCAUGCUCUCGAGGCUGGACUUCUCGUACUAUAACACACUCAAUCUAAGCCAUCGAGAUGUUAACGGCGGUGCUGUGAGCAGCUACCCCGGUCAAAGUCAGUUCAAUACACCUGGUCCUCAUCCAGGAGCUCAGCAGCAGCAGCAACAACAGCAGCAACAACAACAACAGCAGCAGCAACAACAACAGCAGCCGCCGCAGGGGCACGACAAACCGAUGUCUGCGACGACAAAUACACCGGUAAAAACGGACUCGAGUAUGACGCCAAGUACAGCGGCUGAGUACUGGCAGCAACAUGCGGCGUUACGAGCAAAGCACCAAGGUGAUGUGGAGAAGGUGCAUAGUGCAUUUAAGAAGUACGUGGAUCACAUGAAGGGUCAUGACGAGACCGAGCAGAAGAAGAAACUACGAUAUCUCUUGAGCUAUGUGGAGCUUUGCGCGAGCAUCUUGAACGAGAAUAAGACGACUCACCCGGCACGAAAGAUUGAAGAGCUGGACAAAGUGUUCAAGUAUAUUGUGAAGAUCGUGAACCCGUAUCUGAAAAAGCUGCGGACCGAGACGGACAAGCGCACGUACCCAGCAAGUGAUAGCAGUGCUGGCCAGGCUAUCACAUCGUCCGAGCUGAGUGCCAGGACGUCUUCGGGCACAACCAUGAGCUCUGGAUCUGCCAUCCCGGACAGCAUUUUGACCAGCUUUGGCAGCGCAAUGACACAGCCACCGCCGUCCACUGGUCAGCCGCAGCAUCAAAGCACACCAACGCAGCAGUCUGCGAUGACGGUUCAGCAGAAGCAGCAACACUACAUGAUGCAACAGCGCGCCCAGCAGAUGCAGCAGCAGCAGCAACAGCAUAUGCAGGCCCAAGCGCGUCAGCAACAAAUGAUGCAGCAGCAGCAGCAGCAACAGAUGAUGCGUCAGCAGCAAAUGCAGCAGAAGGGACCGCGUCAGCAAGCACAGUUUUCUGCUCAACAGUCGAACCAAAUGAAGCAGCAGCAGCAGCAGCAGACCAGUCAGAACGCUGCUAAUCAACAGAGCGGACAGCAGACUCAGCAGCAGCUGGGUCAACACGGACUUUCACGGCUGCAGCCGGGAUCCCAGACUCCUGUACAGCAGCAGCAGCAGCAGAAGCCUCCGCAAGCUCAGCCUCCGCCGUCAAACCAGGACGGCUUGUCGUCACGUGGAGAGAGCACGUCGGUGAAUUCAGGUCUGACCUUGGGGCUGGACGACUCGCUUUACGGCAGCAUGGCCAGCGACUUGUUGCAGAUGCCGACGCCGUCAGGGGCUUCGUCAGGUGGUCUGAUGGAUUUUUCCAACGCGUUAUCACCCACGAGCUUUGGCGGCAUGGAUCUGCUCGAUUGGGACGACGGGGCGCCUGGCCAGGGCGCGUCUGGCCAAGGCAACGCCAGUGGAGACAGCGCGGACCUCAUGACUUUUGUCGAGACGUUGUAA
Molecule: messenger RNA, 1941 nt
Organism: Peronospora matthiolae
Lineage: Eukaryota; Oomycota; Peronosporomycetes; Peronosporales; Peronosporaceae
Source: the annotation of a GenBank genome assembly